Solea senegalensis (Senegalese sole) is the source of this 3148-nucleotide messenger RNA. RefSeq lists its product as uncharacterized. Bases 879 to 1496 code for a protein of 205 amino acids. The record is from RefSeq and is a predicted model, not a curated record. NCBI's taxonomy places the organism in Eukaryota, Metazoa, Chordata, Actinopteri, Pleuronectiformes, Soleidae. Gene Ontology annotation, cellular component: membrane. The transcript has 7 exons.
AAGAAGAAGAGUUGGUAAUGGUCUGUAUUUAUAUAGAGCUUUUCUAGACUUGGUGAGCUGCUUUACUCUACAGUUUUCACCCCUUCACAAGUGUCUUGCUCAAGGACACAUAGAUGGACUAGCAGAGCCCGAAAUUGAAACCAGACGCUUCCAGUUGAAAGACAACUCAUGGCUCAAUCCUUACUCUUCACUUUUACUAAUAAAGCUUAAGUACAUUUUAUAUCAGAAAAUGACUUUUGAUACGUAAGUACAGUGAACGUCAAAUAUACUUUAAGACUUUUACUUAAGUAAUAUGACCAAAAAAAGUGACCUCAACUUCUACCUAAGUCAUUUUCUGGUAAGUUGCUUGUACUUUUACUCAAGUAUCCAUUUUAAAUACUUUAUACAAGACUGACUACAGAAGAUCUCACUGGAUACUACUCCACCCAUGUUAUUACAAGUGCUGUUUCCCUAAUAAUAAAGUGUGUGAAUACAUUUUGACUGCAUAACAUAGUGCACAUAGUGUUCCACAGGCUAACAAACAUGAGUAUGUUUUAAAAUUCUUCCAGGACUGUUAUAUGUGGGUGGACCUGGACCACUUCACACGGGAAGACGAAACUUCUGAUUACAAAUCCCUCCGCCGUUGCAAUAACGUAGUUCCCAUCAAAACACAAGGACGUGUAUCGAUUCCUUCACGUUAUAUUCUUCUAUACGACAACUAUACACUGUAGGGGUUCAUGGAGCAGGUCAGGCUACAGUUUUAACUACUUACCAUCGUUCACGUACCGAUCACAGAUCAACCGUGAGCGUGAUGAGACAUCUGCUGCUCCAGAUGUGACUGAGCAGCUCCGUCCGCGAACAGCAGAUUCAGUGUGACAACGGUCCGAUCAGUCUGUAAGAUGUCUGUGCAGCUUUACUCAGCGAGUCAACCUGGACCAGAGUGGACUGAUGCCACUCUUCCAAGAACCACUGUCGGGGGCAACAAACCUCUACAUCGUUUCAUUAAAGGGCAGCCCAAGAUUCUUGGUAUUGUUAUUUUGAUCUUGGGCACAGCUUUCAUUAUGAUUUCCAUCGCACUGUGGGGGGACAACCUGCAUCUGUCUUUGUACAUCAUCCUCCCACCUGGCUUCCUGCAGGGAUCACUGUUCAUCGUAUGCGGGAUUCUGUACAUUCUGACUGAGCACAAUCCAACAAAGAAAACCGUUACCACAUCGCUGGCUCUGAGUGUUGUGACUGCGCUGGCGGCAUUGUGGAGUUUACUGUUAAUCCUGGCUGACUUGGGUUACAGCCACAGCGCCCACUCGUACCAUUUGGAAUACAAUUCUACAGAGUAUGAAGAUACUUCACAUUACGCGUCCAUGGAAAUAUUCUUGGGGAUAAUCCUUGCAUUCUACACCAUGGCUGGUGUAAUUAUAGUUAUUGUGAUGUCAACGCUGGCAACUGUUGCCCUACGUUCCACAAAGUGCCAGGCCGUUGUCAGGAUGACCACUGAUCCGACUUCACCUCCGACUCAGUGAUGAGCACGAGAAAAUGGCUGACGUGGGAGGAGCUAAGCAGACAGAAGAUUUAUGACGCAUUAAAAAGCAGCAAAGUAUUUUUCUAUGUGGAUACAUGAUACCUUUUUUAUCUUUAUGGAAUACAUAUUGUAAAUGACUGUGAUCUAUUAUUAUUAUUACUAUACUUUUGGAUUAACGGAUUUAAAUCUAAUCUGCCUGAAGAGAUCAGAAGCCUGUACUACGAAUCAAGAUUUGUGGUUGUUGAGAUAAUGUCAGGUUUAAUACCAGGUUUUAGUCUGUCGCCUAUUGCUUUUAUGGAUUCAGUUAUCUCCACCCGUUACCUUUUAAAAAAUUACUAGUCUGUUCUAUACUGCUGAUAUUGUACAGCAUUUCAAUGUUGAACAGUGGGAUAGAUAAAGUUUUAUUAUUACAGAGCGUGUUUUUUUCAGUGAAACGCUGUCAUAACACCAGAGGAAAAAAGUCAACUUCACAUUUUUAGAUCCACAAUGACAAAUCAAAUCAAACAUACACUACAAAAUCAAACAUACAACUACAAAAUGUUAUGUCUCAUUUAGUCAUAUACCCACUGUAAUGAAUAUAUAACACAAAAAAAAAAAAUUGCUCUUGUCUGUUUGUCUCAGAUCUCUGGAUUACACUCUGGAAAACAAUGACAUGCAUAAAAAAAAGUAAUUAUACUUGCUCUUAUUACUCUUAUCAAAUGAAGUGCUUAUAACUGUUCAAAUUAUACUGAGUAAACGCAAAGUUAAAGUAGAACAUUCUAGUUGCAUUGUGUCACUUCCCAUGAAAACGUUGUUGUUGUUGUUUUAAGUUUACGUCACGUUCUUCUCAUGUUUGAAAAGGAGUGAGAAGAAGUCAAUAACGUAUAUUUACUCCUCACCGCUUCUCCUUGAAAUGUGAAUUAGUUAAUCAACUCGGCUUCCUGUUGACAUCUUUUUUACAACACUUCAUCACAUAAUUCAUACUUAUAUAUAUAUAUAUAUAUAUAUAUAUAUAUAUAUUUAUAUAUAUACACACAUAUGUACACUCCUGCACAUAUACAAACCUAUACAAACGCACACAGACCAGCCAUCACCACCAACCCAGAGUUAAAUGGUGACAAAUCAAGUACAUCUUUAAAACAAACCCCUCUGUUUACGCCAUGUUUUGACAACCACCUCCUCUUCUAUGAUGUACCGUGUGAAAGUCAUGUCUUGAUACCUCAAUUCGAAUUGGUUCAUGUUUUGGAUUUCAUUUCACAUUCAUACAGUUCCACAGUUUCAUUCCAAACACUUGAGAUAAAAAAAAAAAAAACCUCUUCCUGGUCGUCCGAAACUAACUAAACUACUAAUUUAAUUUCCCUCUAGUGAACAGAUAUUUCUUCUGAAUUAGCUGCUGUGGUUUUGUUAAAGUAAACUAAAGUAGGAACACUGUUUACAUCUGUACAUGCUACAUGAAGGAUACUUCUCUGUAUCACCAUUCAGUGUGUUUUUGAUGUUUUUAGGAAAAACAAACAGUAAUGAAAAACUGCAGCCAUGCUGUAACAUUACCUGCACUAAAGCAGGUCAUUUUUCCUUGGCUAAGGAGCCCGUAUGAGAUUAAAUUAGGACACCCUUAUGUACUGGAAUCAUUUUUUAAAGAACUAUUUCAUGUAAUAUUGGUUAUACUGUGAAGCC